This is a messenger RNA of Asparagus officinalis (garden asparagus), 1869 nucleotides long. Its product is annotated as serine/threonine-protein kinase GRIK1-like. Gene Ontology annotation, biological process: intracellular signal transduction; protein phosphorylation. The coding region runs from base 397 to 1581 and encodes 394 amino acids. Gene Ontology annotation, cellular component: cytoplasm. Gene Ontology annotation, molecular function: protein serine/threonine kinase activity; ATP binding. The record is from RefSeq and is a predicted model, not a curated record. The transcript has 12 exons. NCBI's taxonomy places the organism in Eukaryota, Viridiplantae, Streptophyta, Magnoliopsida, Asparagales, Asparagaceae.
GGAUUCCAGUUUCCAUAAUGAUUUCUUGAACAGGGCUCAUGUGCUUGGGGGGGACAAAAGGCAAAUGUAUCGUGUAUGGUUUUCAGUGCGAGCGUGUAUCCGGUCAAUCUGGUCCAUGAUAUUAAUAAUGCAUUGAGAUAUCAGCACUUUAUUGGGUGCAAAAAUAUCAAAGUCUAGUAAUUGGUAUCUCUUUGGUGCACCAUUGAUGCCAUGGAUCCGGUCCAUUGAAUUCUUUCUUGUUGUGUGCAGCCACCCUCUACAAAAAGAGUACGUGUAGUUUAAAGGAGAUUGAAUAAAUACAUAAGUUUCCGUUCAAGGUUUUUGACCGUGGAUUCUUCUUGGAGUUGUUGCCACCCGAUUUUGAAGCUAUAUAUUGUCCAAUUCUCUCAGAGGGAGAUGGGAUGCGCUGGUUGCUUCAGUUUCUUGAGGAAAUUCCACCGAUCUGUACUCUCAUUGAAUGAGACAUCUGACCAGUCUUCCCAAGAUUUUUUGCUGCCUCACAGCAUGGAAGAUGCCUAUUCUUACAAUGGAGGCAGUGAUUGUAGCUCUUGGCGACGCGGUAGGAGUUCUGAGGAGAUCCUUUUAGCAAGAGCUCGAAAGGGAUUGAUAUGCAGAGAAGUGCCAGUGAAUGAAACUCGGAAGGUCACUAUCUCUGAGGAUGAAAAUGGAAAUAAGAUGAUUAAUGAGUAUGUUCGGGAGCGCAAAAUUGGGUCUGGAAGCUAUGGCAAAGUGGUUCUGUACCAAAGUGUUAAAGAUGGAAAACAUUAUGCAGUAAAGGUUUUCCACAAAUCGCAUUUGUUGAAGUUGCGGGUGGCACCUUCAGAAACUGCCAUGACCGAUGUUCUUAGGGAGGUGUCCAUCAUGAAAAUGUUGGAUCAUCCCAAUAUAGUGAAACUCAUUGAGGUGAUUGAUGACCCACUCAUAGACAACUUCUACAUGGUUCUAGAGUAUGUAGCAGGCAAAAGGAUGUGUGACUUUGAUUCUUGUCCAAGAGAUGGUAUUGGAGAAAGUGAAUCAAGAAGAUAUCUACGAGAUGUUGUUUCUGGUCUCAUGUAUCUCCAUGCUCAUAAUAUUAUCCACGGUGAUAUCAAACCAGAUAACCUCUUGGUGACGAGCACUGGAAACGUAAAGAUAGCAGAUUUCAGUGUCAGUCAAGUCUUUGAGGACAACAAUGAUGAGCUCCGCCGAUCUCCAGGAACUCCUGUUUUUACAGCCCCCGAGUGUUGUUUAGGAUCAAGUUAUCAUGGUAGAGCUGCUGAUACGUGGGCUUUAGGGGUUACUUUAUAUUGCAUGGUUUUGGGUCAAUACCCAUUUCUUGGAGAGACACUACAGGACACUUAUGAUAAGAUUGUUAAUAACUCUUUGACGCUUCCUGAUGACAUUAAUCCCCAAUUGAAGAGUUUGUUGGAAGGGCUUCUCCACAAAGAUCCCAAGCAACGAAUUACUUUGAAUGCCGUUGCAGAUCAUCCUUGGGUCAUAGGAGAAGAGGGUCCAAUCCCAGAGUUCUUGUGCCAUUGCAGGCAAAAAAAAUCGUCAUGCUCCCCUUGCAGUUCAAGGACUUGCUUUGAAUGCUGUUGCUGAGCAUCCUUGGAUAUCUUUGGACAAAAUUCUUCCCUUAGAUUUCAGCAGAAUGCUGAUCCUGGCAAUGGAAGUAGUUAUCCUACUAUUUAGUCCUUUUUGUAGCUUGAAAUGUGGGGGCAUGUAGCUUGAAGUAUGUUGUCAUAGUAAAUUAGUAAUCAGUUAUACGGCAUCUUAGGCUUCUUUGGGUUGGAUAUUGAAGUACCAAUUUGCAAAUAUUGUUGCAUAUGAUUGUAAAAGCUAUACUUAACAGCAUGACAAACAGUUAUUUUUAAACACCAUUCAUACAGA